Molecule: messenger RNA, 1901 nt
Organism: Oldenlandia corymbosa var. corymbosa
Lineage: Eukaryota; Viridiplantae; Streptophyta; Magnoliopsida; Gentianales; Rubiaceae
Source: the annotation of a GenBank genome assembly
AAUCACAUUUCCAAAUGUUUAUCAUUACAACACCUUAUAAAUACUCCUUGAAUCCAUUGAGAUGAAUGUGCAAAAUUCUAAUAUACUUUUUAAUCAAUACAAAAAAAAAAACUUUGUGGAAUACAUUGAUUUUCUCAACUAAAUCCACUUAUAUGGAUUUUAACGUGACAAGAUUAAGUCACGGCCUAGUUCCACCCUCGGAUCCGACCCCUUCCGGCGUGCUUGAUCUCUCCGUCAUCGACCGGCAGCCGGUGUUAAGGUGUAAUGCACGAACCCUGCACGUGUUUAGACAGGGCGGACCAACUCCGGCAGCUGAAGUUAUCCGGCAAGCAUUGUCCAAGGCAUUGGUCCCUUAUUAUCCUCUAGCCGGAAGGUUAAGAUUCGGGAAUUCCGAUGACGAUUCACGGCUUCAGAUAACAUGUUCCGGCGAAGGCAUUUGGUUCGUGGAGGCUAACGUUGAUCGUAGCCUUGAAGAAAUGAAUUACUUCGAAAAUGCAAUGUCUAUCCCUAUUGAUACUAUUGAUAAGCUUUUGCCUCCGCAUCCUGAUGCAGCUGAUAAUCUAGAUCCAUUGGUGCUAAUUCAGAUAACUCAAUUUAACUGCAAUGGUUUUGUGAUGGGCCUAACAUUCUGCCACACAAUUUGUGAUGGACUGGGAGCUGCACAAUUCCUGAAAGCAGUAGGAGAAAUGGCCCAAGGAGCAGAUAAGCCCAGCAUGAUACCGUCUUGGAGCAGGGACUUAAUUCAAUCACCAGCUCUAGAAGCUUACUUAAACUCAUUUCCAAAAACGCCCCUUCCACCACCAGUUCCCACAUACCAGCUUGAGCAUACUUCUAUAGACAUCACAACGGAUUAUAUCAAUAGGGAAAAACAAAAUUUCAAAGCCGAAACCGGAGGCCGAAAUUGCUCGUCGUUUGAAAUUGUAGCCGCAAGCUUUUGGAAACACAGAACACAAGCAAUUAGCGAUAGUCUAAAAGAAGACACUGAAUUAAAGUUGGUGUUUUUCGCGAAUUGCCGUCAGUUUGUGCACCCGACUUUGCCCCAAGGCUAUUACGGUAAUUGCUUCUUCCCGGUGACCAUCUCGGCUUCUAGUGGGCUGCUGAAGCAGGGUUCCAUAGUCCAAGUGGUGAAAUUGAUCCAAGAAGCCAAAGCAGACUUGCCCAAUGAGUUUACGAAAUGGAUCAAGAGUGGUGUAGUCCAAGGUGCUGACCCAUUCUUGCCACCUAUGCUUUACACAACGCUGUUCAUUUCGGAGUGGGGUCGGCUUGGGUUCAACGAGGUUGAUUACGGGUGGGGCCGCCCCGUCCACGUGGUUCCGAUACAAGGCUCCAGCGUCAUUCCGGUCGGAAUUGUGGGAUGGCUGCCGUCUCCCCGGUCCGGAAUCCGGCUAAUGACGUGGUGCGUUGAGAAAGACCAUCUCUCGUCCUUGGCCUAUUAUGAUCUCGGAAAAAGAAGAUGAAAACUAGGGCAAAAUUCAAAAAUUGAAUUUUUUGACUCCCAAACCAAACUUAAUAAAAUCCCAGUUCCAAUGGUAAAUGAAAAUAAUCAACCUAAUGAAAUUUUUUUUUCUUGAUUUUUAAAUCUUUAAAAAUCUUGUUCCGCCUUCGAAAUUACGAUUCUUGUUUUAAUUCAACUAACUAACGUGACCGGUGGCGGAGUACAUGUUAACACAUUGACAACACGCAAAAAAGAGGGUUCAGGUGAUUACAAUUGUAUGUUUUGGGCGUUACUUCCGGUAAGUGGUUUUACUUGGAAGUUGGAACUAGCAGAAGUUUGUCAAUGUAACUAGUAAAAGUAAAAAUACAUUUGUCAAAUGUUUGACAUUGUCUUUUCUUCUUUUUUUUUUGAAAAAAAAAAAACCAGAAUGUUUGACAUUAUUGAUAGUCAAGUUCUCAUCUUUUUG